GAUAUUAAGGCGUGCUGGCUGACAAUGGGGGUAUAAAAUAAACUUCCAUUUAUAAAACUCUAAAAUUUUUUCCGUUAAAAACGUUCUACUUUUCCCUCUUACUUAGCAUUUAUUACGUAUUUUUUAAUAAUAAAUGGCGAAUAAGUUGGAAAAAUUGUUGGAAAAAUCGUUGGAAAAAUCAUUGGAAAAUUCAUUCUUACGAGAUAUCCGGCAAUUACUUCAUGAAGCAGAUGAUUAUAAUGUAUUACUCGAAGUUGGUCAGGAACCAAACAUCGAAACCUUUAAGGCACAUUCUGUCAUCUUAAGAGCUAGAUCUACGUAUUUUCGUGCGGCUUUAUCUACUAAUUGGGCCAAAACUAACGAUGGUAUUAUCAAAAUGAACAAACCAAAUAUUACACCGGAUGUAUUUCGUGUUAUAUUAAAAUUUAUGUAUACUGGAACUAUCGUUAUGUCUGAUAAUAUGCUUUCAUAUUACCUCGAUAUAUUAAUAGCAGCAGAUGAACUUGCAUUGAUCGAGUUGAUUGAUUAUCUCGUUGAAUAUAUUCUUAAAAAAGAAACGUUCUGGUUUCGAAGAAAUUUGGUAAAAAUUCAUAGAAUAUCAUCACAACAUGAAGCAUUUCAUAAAUUGAAGACAACAUGUGAAGAAAUUAUUCAAAAAGAUUCAUCAACAUUUUUGAGAUCAAAAGAUAUAGGAAAUUUAGAAGAAAGUAUUUUAAUUAGAUUAUUAAAAAGUGAUAAUCUAGAUUUAAAAGAAAUUGAAAUUUGGAAUCAAAUAAUUAAAUGGGGUAAAGUACAAUGUUCUUUAAAUAGUAAUGACAAGGAAAACAUUAAAGAUUGGUCUACUGAAGAUUUUGAUAUGUUAAGAUCAACUUUGGCGAAUUGUUUAUCACAUGUUAGAUUCUUUUUAAUCUCUGGAGCUGAUUAUCAUGAUAAAAUUAGACCUUUUAAAAAAAUUCUAUCAAAGGAAUUAAAAAAUGAAUUAAGAGAAUUUUAUGUCGCAGGUAGAAAACCAAAUCGUUCAAAUAUUUUAUUACCAAGAUUAAAGUAUGCUGAUGAAGAAUCUAUUUUAAUUCAAUUGAAACAUUUUACUUUGAUUUCUUCAUGGAUUGAUAGAAAAAGACAAGGUUAUCAGCCCGAACAAGUUCCUUAUGUUUUUAGAUUACUUUAUCGUGGUAGUCGUGAUGGAUUAAAAGAUGCCGAUAAAUUUUACCAAAAGUGUAAUUAUCAGGGUCCAACUAUAGUUAUUAUAAAACCUUCUGGUGUCAAUAAAAUUAUUGGUGGUUAUAAUGCUGAUGUUUGGAACAAAAAUCAAAAAUAUGAUACCGUAACCAAUAGCUUUAUUUUUUCGUUAGGUAUCAAUAAUGAAGAUGAUACCGGUAUAUGUAGUAGAGUUAAAAAUAAUGUUAAUAAAGUUGGUUGUGCUGGGCAAGAAAAACUUCCUUGGUUUGGUAAUGAUUUGAAUUGGAUCAAGGGAGUAUGUAAACAACAAAUUUAUGAAAAACAAAUUGUAGAUUUUGAAAAAUUUAAUUCUGAAGAUGUUGAAGUUUAUAAGGUUUUACUUAAAGUUAAUAAUAAUAAUAUCUUUUUUGAUGAAUAUAACGACGAUCAUACUACCAUUUUUAAUAGCGAGAUUAUUGAAUAUUAAAUCAGAUUAAAUAUUCUAAAUAUUCUAAAUAUUCUAAAUAUGUACCUAAUUAUUUGAUUUUUAUUAUUAUGUAGAAUAUUUAU
Messenger RNA from Rhizophagus irregularis DAOM 181602=DAOM 197198, 1728 nucleotides. RefSeq lists its product as uncharacterized. The record is from RefSeq and is a predicted model, not a curated record. Gene Ontology annotation, molecular function: protein binding. Lineage: Eukaryota; Fungi; Glomeromycota; Glomeromycetes; Glomerales; Glomeraceae.